UCAUGCUGACGUCUGUCUACGUGUUCGAAGCAAGUCUGUGAAAGUGUUUGCGUAUGCGUUUGACGAGACGAAGUUAUAUGUGCUGAGAUCUCCUGUGUAAUGCACACACAAAAACUUUGAUUCAUUCAGUUCAUCAUAUUGCAAGUGAUAUAUUAGUUAAGUUAUAACAUAAAAGUCAUUCAUAUAUCAUCAUGCCUGCAGCACCGAGUGCAACAUCUGUUGGAGGAGCAAGUAGGUCCCCUUCUAAAGCUGUAGCCCCCAGAUCCACUAAUGGAGGCACAGUUAGACAAAGAAAAACAACCACAACAACUGCUGCUCGCAGUAGGAAUACAGGAGCAGGUACUGGUGGUAUGUGGAGGUUUUACACAGACGAUUCUCCUGGAAUCAAAGUAGGUCCAGUCCCAGUUCUAGUGAUGUCCCUCCUUUUCAUCGCUUCAGUGUUUAUGCUUCACAUCUGGGGAAAAUAUACUAGGUCCUAGUUAUGUAUAAUAAUUAUCAUUCCUUAUUCAGAAUCAUUAUUUAAAUGCAUUUUUAUGUAUGAGUAAGCAUUUUAGAUUUUCUAUUGUUAUAAUAAUAAGAGAAGAAAUAAAAAAUUUCUUAUUGUA
Molecule: messenger RNA, 605 nt
Organism: Coccinella septempunctata (seven-spotted ladybird)
Lineage: Eukaryota; Metazoa; Arthropoda; Insecta; Coleoptera; Coccinellidae
Gene: Sec61beta
Product: protein transport protein Sec61 subunit beta
Exons: 3
Coding region: 192-479 (95 amino acids)
Biological process (GO): intracellular protein transport
Cellular component (GO): Sec61 translocon complex
Source: RefSeq, a predicted model, not a curated record